Molecule: messenger RNA, 3181 nt
Organism: Hippocampus comes (tiger tail seahorse)
Lineage: Eukaryota; Metazoa; Chordata; Actinopteri; Syngnathiformes; Syngnathidae
Gene: abcd3a
Product: ATP-binding cassette, sub-family D (ALD), member 3a
Exons: 23
Coding region: 261-2246 (661 amino acids)
Biological process (GO): very long-chain fatty acid catabolic process; fatty acid beta-oxidation; long-chain fatty acid import into peroxisome
Cellular component (GO): peroxisome; peroxisomal membrane
Molecular function (GO): long-chain fatty acid transmembrane transporter activity; ABC-type transporter activity; ATP binding
Source: RefSeq, a predicted model, not a curated record
GUAGUAUCACGUGACCAUCGUUUCCCUAAAACAUUUAGCAGUCCUGAAUCUGGCUCUUACUUAAGCAGACUUGACAACAUGGUCAUGUUUUUAGCCAUUAAGGAAAUACCAACAAACAGUCUUUGAGAUCCAAAGUCUAAGUAGCGUAAUACCAGACUUUGAGGCGUAAAGUAGUUUUCGUCGAAUCUUCUUUUUCGACGCAGCGUCUCUGAAGCACAUACAGACCAUUCGACCCAUAGAUCAACCCUUGUGUUGAAACAAUGGCGGCUUUUAGUAAAUAUGUCACAGCCAAGAAUUCCUCAAUAGCAGGUGCCAUUUUGCUGGUGUUAUAUGUGGUGAGAAACAGAAGACGAAAGCAAAAGCAGCACGGCCCAAAACAAGGAUCAGAUUUGGUGCUCAACUUGGAUAAGGAUGGCAAGAAAGACCGUGCAGCAGUCGACAGAAUUUUCUUUCUUCGAAUUUUACGGAUAUUGCGGAUCAUGGUACCUCAGAUUUUUUGCAUGGAGACUGGAUACCUGAUCCUUAUCGCCGUGAUGUUGGUGGCAAGGACCUACUGUGACGUAUGGAUGAUCCAGAAUGGAACCAUGAUCGAAAGUGCAAUAAUUGGCCGCUCAACGAAAGAUUUCAAGACCUUCUUGUUCAGCUUCAUCCGAUUCAUGCCAGUUAUAGCCUUGGUGAACAACUUCCUGAAGUUGGGACUGAAUGAGCUGAAACUGAGGUUUCGAGAGCGGCUCACAAAGCACCUAUAUGACCAGUACCUGCAGGGCUUCACCUACUACAAAAUGGGCAACUUGGACAACCGGAUUGCCAAUGCAGACCAGUUGUUGACUCAAGAUGUUGAAAAAUUUUGCAACAGUGUGGUGGAUCUCUAUUCCAACCUCAGCAAGCCUUUGCUCGAUAUUGGUUUGUACAUCUUCAAGCUGACAAGUGCCAUUGGAGCUCAGGGCCCAGCCAUCAUGAUGUCAUACCUGCUCAUCUCCGGUUUGCUGCUGACCCGAUUGAGGAGACCCAUCGGCAAAAUGACUGUCACGGAGCAACGCUAUGAGGGAGAGUACCGUUAUGUAAACUCUCGCCUCAUCACCAACAGUGAGGAGAUUGCAUUCUACAAUGGGAACCUGAGAGAAAAACAGACCAUUCACACUACUUUUAAAAAACUGGUUGACCAUCUACAUAACUUCAUCUUCUUCCGUUUUACAAUGGGAUUUGUGGACAGCAUAAUUGCCAAAUACAUUGCCACUGUUGUGGGAUACCUGGUGGUUAGCAGGCCUUUCUUAAACCUGUCCCACCCGCGACAUCAUCACAGCACACAGUCUGAGCUCCUGGAGGAUUAUUACCAGAGUGGCAGGAUGCUCCUUCGGAUGUCCCAGGCUCUUGGCAGGAUUGUUCUCGCUGGUCGAGAAAUGACUCGGCUCUCAGGAUUCACAACUCGUAUCACUGAGCUGUUAAAAGUCUUGAAGGAUUUAAAUUCUGGCAAAUAUGAACGCACCAUGGUUUCCCAACAGAAGGGUGAAUAUGAGACUGACGCAACAGAAAGUCUGACACUCGUGCCUGGAAAAGGUGAAAUUAUCAACAGAGAUAAUAUCAUCAAAUUUGACCAUACCCCUCUGGCAACACCAAAUGGAGACAUUCUAAUCAGAGACCUCACAUUUGAGGUGAGUUCUGGCACCAAUGUUCUUGUGUGCGGACCAAAUGGUUGUGGCAAGAGCUCGCUGUUCAGAGUCCUUGGAGAACUUUGGCCUCUGUUUGGGGGACAACUGACUAAACCAGAGAGAGGGAAGCUCUUUUAUGUUCCACAGAGACCCUAUAUGACCCUUGGUUCUCUGAGGGACCAAGUGAUUUACCCUGACACCAUUGAAGAACAAAGGAGGAAAGGAAUAUCUGAUCAGGUAUUGAAGGAGUACUUGGACAAUGUUCAGCUGGGCCACAUCUUAAACAGGGAGGGCAGUUGGGACUCAGUGCAGGACUGGAUGGAUGUUUUGAGUGGAGGAGAAAAGCAGAGGAUGGCUAUGGCCCGACUGUUCUACCACAAACCCCAAUUUGCUAUCCUGGACGAGUGCACCAGUGCCGUGAGUGUUGAUGUGGAAGACUACAUCUACAGCCAUUGCAGAAUGGUGGGCAUUACUUUGUUCACGGUUUCUCACAGGAAGUCUCUUUGGAAGCAUCACGAGUAUUACCUGCACAUGGAUGGCCGAGGAAACUACGAAUUCAAACCCAUCACAGAAGAAACUGUGGAGUAUGGCUCUUGACCGGUGACUCCUCACUGAAAUGCACUUGUCUACUAAUCCAGUCCAAAAUUUGCACAGAAAACGGUGCCUAUCACUGAUAUGCGGUAACGGUGUAGUAACUUUUUGGUUUGUUUUUUUUAAUUAAUUGGGACCUGUUCAUUUGUCAAUAUGAUUUUAGGAAAAAUAUCUGAAUUGCGAACUUGAAUGUUUUACGCGUGUAAAAAUGAUUAGAGAUGAUGACAUCACUACAUAAUAGUGUCAUGAAGCCUACUAACCACACUUGGCGUAAAUUGUCCUGUUCCAUUGUGAACAGUGUCCAGGACAGUGUACAGGACCCUAUUUAUACUGUUUUUAUUUCAGAGGAAGAUCAUUUCCUUGUAAACUAUUUCAGCAUUUUCUACCAGUGUUGUCUGGCACACUCAAAAAUGACUCUUCAUGUUUUUUUUUUUUUCUAAAUCUAAAUUGUUUGAAGGCGGACAGCUGUUUGAUCCUUUAAUGGCAUUUUGAUUGACUAGCUGUGUCCAAGCUGGCCAAACAAAUCCUGAGUCAGCUCAGAUGUCAAAGCAAGAGUCACAUAAUUAAAUAUCGGUACGUCAGGCUCGAGGUUAUGUCAAUGUGCUAUUUGUUGUUGUCAGCACUCUGGUGCAAGGUAAUCGUUUCAUCAGACCGCUGACUUAACGGCAGUUUCACGUGACCGUUUUCUAUUUGGAUUAGAACGAUAACCUCUGCAAUGUAGGAUCAUUUAGAACUGACUAUCUCUUGCUCCGUUGAUUUUGACUUCUCUUAAAUUUUACAGUGAUAUCAUUCUGAAGUUUGUUGGGGGGUGGGGGGGUUGCUAUUGGUAAUCUCAUAAAUUAUGAAAUGUGUCUAUAAUUGGCUCAUAGGUGCACAAGAUUGUCUUCCAAUGAGUCUCUGUAUAAAAUAUCGAAAUAAACGAUGCACACAAUUAAACUUGA